AUCUUCAUCUCUUUACAUGAGUUGUGUUUGUUUAUAAAUAGUUUUCUAAAAUAAAUUGGAUAAGAGAAUAAAAAUUAUUGGAUUGGAAAUUUAAUUACCUGCCAACUUAAUAUUGAUCAUGAAUAUCAUAAUAAAACUAAAAGAAAUACUAGAAUUAUUUUAAAUGUUUAGGGGUCAAUUUUCCAAAAUUCUUUUAUAAUAAUCUGCUAUGCAGUAGGGAUGCUUAUAGGUGCUCAUUAUAUAUUGAGUACUGAUAAUCAAUGUACUGAUAAGCCAUACCUUGGCAGACCUAAUAUGGCUUGGUUUGAUAUGAGGAGAAGGGUUAAUUAAAGUUGGACAUCUUUUGUUAAGAAUAAAAAUCGAUUAAAAAAGCUUGAAAAAAUGAAAGACAAUUGCUUUUGAGCUUGAAAUGCACUAAUGGUGUACUUAAAAGUUUUUUGUAUAAAGUUCUGAAUUUGAUAUUCCCCCGGUACAUAAACUUUCAUUUAACUUGUCAGGUGAGAAAAUCGCUAGCAGUACGUACUAUACAGCACCAGUAAAAUAUUUAGGAAUACAAUAAUGGCACCACCCAUGAUGAAAAUUUUGAAACUAAAAAGAGAAAAAAAAGUUAAUGAUACAGGAACGUUAGGAACGAUAAAUCAACCUAAUGACAUUAGCGGUUACCGGUAUAUGAUUUGAUACCAGAACCGGUAAUCAGCCUUAUUCAAACCACAGUGGUAAAAAAAAUAAACAAAAUGAUCCAUAAACAAGUUUUAAUACAAAGGGGCCACUGAUUGAGGUGUGUCACCUCCCGCUUCGAGUAAGACUGGGAGCCAUGUCCUGCUUCAACUGCUGUGUGGAGUUGACUGAGUGUGAAGACUCUACCAAAUACAAGCGCCCAAAUCAGUUGUCCAAUAACUUACAGAACAGAAAAUGGAGCCCAGAAUCUGGGAAACCAAACAUCUCCAUAAUGCAGGCCCUAGAGGAUAUUUGUGAUGGAGAGGUUUCACUCGCAAAACUGAAGAUCCAUUCUUCCAGGGUUGUAUGUCAUGAAUGUCAGGUGUACCUGCGUCAGGCAAUCAACAAGAAGUGUGAGGUGGACAGAUCAAUGAAGCAGGUGAUCAGCAUAACAGACAAGGUGUCUAAUGAACAGAGGUCGCAAUAUUACACAAGUGAAGUCUUCACAGACAAGCCUGGACAAUGCUGGUCGUGUUUUUGUCAGUUCAAGGAAGGUGACAAUAAGAAAAAGCGAAUGAACAUGAGUACCGAGCUUGUUGAUGGUCUGAAUGUCAUGGAGGGGAUUGAAUCAUUGCUAGGAGAGAAGGCUGACUCGCUUUUUGGCCUCUACCCCAGGGCAGUGUACAUCUGUAAGGAUUGUUUCAAUCUUCUUCGGCAUGUCAUUAAGUCACAAUGUGUGUUUGAAAGCUACCUGACAACCUUUAACAGCCAGACAAAUGAAAACAGCACCUUUUCCAAGCUCUGUAGAGGUGAGAUUUUGGACACCAAUGACGACAGUGUUGUCAUUGAAGACUCGGCGUUACUUAUUGCUGAAAAGAUCGAUGAGCAAGCUCCUGAAAAUGAUGACUCUCAGACUACUGAUAAGGGUGGAGUAGAUGAAGUGGAAAUAGAAAAUGAUGGUUCACAGGAAGAUCUGUUGAGGCAAGAUUGUCAUACUCAAGAUAUUUAUGUAUCAGACAGAUUAGAUGACCAUUCAAAGAAUACAACCGAGGUUGAAGGUCAUGAAGGUGAUCAGAGUGUUGAAUAUCAUGUUCAUGGUGACAGCGAAACAACUGAUGUUAUACACAUGGCUAGAGCCAUUCUGACAUCCAAAUCAUCAUCUGGUGAAACUCAUAGUGGUGAACAAAAGGUUCUUGAAAAUGAAAGGCAUUCUUCUGUAAGUCUUGAUGCUGUUCAAAUGAAUGUAGUUGACUACCAACCUGAUUCCCAUCAUAGUUCAAUAUUAAAGAAUCCUAGUGACAUUGAAUGCAUUCAAACAAUGGAAUAUCUGAAUAAAAUUGAGGAACAGCAAUCGAAUGACAGUGAGGUAGAUCAAAUUGUUUCAAAUUCAGGGGAUUUUAAAAGGACUGGUAAUAGAAAGGUCAGAAUAGUAGUUGAUUUUCAGAAGAAACAGAUUGGCACAGUCCAGUCUGAAGAUGACAACAUGCCUGCUAAUAAAAGACAGAAAAUGGAUUCAAACCUUAUGGAAAGAGACCCUGAUAAUGACUGGGUGCUGUACCGAGAUCCAGGAGACUUCAAGUCUGUCAUUAUACAGAUGAUAUUUGCAGAGGCUGGUGUAGCUUACCAGGAAAUGGCUUUGGAGGCUUACAGCGCUGUUAUUGGAACACCAGAGGAGUUUCCAAACCCAUCAUGUUCUGUGUUAAGGAGAGGAACCUUGAAGUUAUCAGCCACCCCAGUGAUCUGCAAGUACCUCGCUCAGCAGUUUGAUCUCUACCCUGCAAACGUUCACGCUCAACUACAGGCAGAGCAGAUAUGCAGCAACUGCCAUGACUUCAUAACUGAAGCUGAACUUCACCAACAUCUACCAAGCAACAACCUUCAACAAGAGUCCUUGAGCCUGUUUCAGACUGUUAGACUUCCCCCUUGGCUGAAAUAUUUCGAGCACCUUGUUUCCGCGGGCAACAGUGUAUGCAGGUAUUUAUUUGAUGACAAGCUGAGCUAUGCGGACCUCGUGCUUUACCAUGCUAUUAGAUAUGCAGAGAGAUUUCCAGCGGUGAACAACACAGCAGGAUGUGUACAGAAGCUGAGACUUUUUAAAAGAGAAAUUGAUUCGAGACCUUGUGCAGCCACUUUUCCUCAUACUUGAACAUACCUUUGAUACGAUUGUUAAGACCUGGGCCCAUGUCAACAAACAGUCCCAAGUCUCAGUAUGAAAAAAAUGUCCAAAAAUAUGGCAUGUAUGACUUUCCAGCAUUGUUGACAAUUCAUGCAUGAUCUGUGUUAAUACUAGUAACUAUAGUGUUCAACAAGUCUUACAUGUGUAGCUACAUUGAACCCAUUUCAGGAAUUUGAGUCAAAUUUAUAGUCAUGUACAUAAACAUCUUGAAGCUCUUGGGUCAAGUUUUCAACAAUUAUUUAUUAAUAUUGUGAUUGAAUUUUGGAAUAAAAUAAGUGUACAAGUA
Mya arenaria is the source of this 3119-nucleotide messenger RNA. RefSeq lists its product as uncharacterized. The transcript has 10 exons. Gene Ontology annotation, molecular function: glutathione transferase activity. Gene Ontology annotation, biological process: glutathione metabolic process. Bases 815 to 2803 code for a protein of 662 amino acids. Lineage: Eukaryota; Metazoa; Mollusca; Bivalvia; Myida; Myidae. The record is from RefSeq and is a predicted model, not a curated record.